Dromiciops gliroides (monito del monte) is the source of this 411-nucleotide messenger RNA. Its product is annotated as small cysteine and glycine repeat-containing protein 3-like. The record is from RefSeq and is a predicted model, not a curated record. The transcript has a single exon. NCBI's taxonomy places the organism in Eukaryota, Metazoa, Chordata, Mammalia, Microbiotheria, Microbiotheriidae. Bases 1 to 411 code for a protein of 136 amino acids.
AUGGGUUGCUGUGGUUGCAGAGGCAGCUGUGGUGGCUGUGGCGGCUGUGGUGGUGGCUGUGGCGGCUGUGGUGGCUGUGGCGGCUGUGGCGGCUGUGGAGGCUGUGGUGGCUGUGGAGGCUGCGGUGGCUGUGGUGGUGGCUGUACCACUUGUACUUGCUACCGUGUGGGUUGCUGCUCUGCCUGCUGCCCCUGCUGCUGUGGCUGCUGUGGAGGCUGCUGUAGCCCAACAGUUGUCUGCUGCCGCCGCACCUGCUGCUCUGGCUCCUGUGGCUGUGGCUGUGGCUGUGGUGGUGGCUGUGGUAAGGGCUGUGGCUGUGGCUGUGGCAAGGGCUGUGGCUGUGGCAAGGGCUGCUGCCAACAGAAAUGCUGCUGCCAGCAAUGCUGCUGUAAAAGGCAAUGCUGCUGCUAG